ACGCAGCUCGCGGCGGCCGUGACGUGGCAGAGCGCGAGCUGGGCCAGUGGAAGCGGUCGCUCGGCCGGCGCAGCUAUGGGUCUCACUCUGUCCCAAUUCGUGAAGAACCUCUUCGGCAAGAGGCAGGUCAGGAUACUCAUGGUUGGUUUGGAUGCUGCUGGCAAAACAACAAUCUUAUACAAACUGAAACUAGGAGAUGUUGUAACAACAAUUCCAACUAUUGGAUUUAAUGUGGAAACUGUUGAAUAUAACAAGACAAGCUUCACUGUGUGGGAUGUUGGUGGCCAAGACAAAAUUAGACCAUUAUGGAGGCACUAUUUCCAGAACACACAGGGUCUUAUUUUUGUGCUAGAUAGCAAUGAUAGGGAGAGAUUGCCAGAAGCAGCAGAUGAACUUGGAAAAAUGCUUCAAGAAGAUGAAUUAAGAAAUGCAAUUUUAUUGGUAUUUGCCAAUAAACAAGACUUGCCAAAUGCCUUGUCCACCUGUGAAGUUACAGAAAAAUUAGGACUACAUUCCUAUCGUGACAGAGUUUGGUACGUUCAAGGUACUUGCGCCACAGAAGGAACCGGCUUGUGUGAAGGGCUUGACUGGUUGACAAGUGAACUUUCAAAAUCCUAGGCCUGGUGCUACAACUUAGUUUAACAAUUAUAGGUUUUAGUUAACAAAAUGUUUGGUUUCUUUACCUUGAGUUGUCAUCUAGUUUUCAACUCAAGUAUUGUUUUCGGGGGCUUUUUUAGGCAAUGCAGCUUGAUUUUAAACUCUUCAUUGUUGCCAGCAUUUGUGGUAGGUUUCCUAAAUUGGAAGUUUAAACAGAUAGUUUAUAGUUAACUCACUGUGGGGAAAAAUACAUUUUUCCCAAUUUAUAUCCUAGUUGAAAUGAACUUCUGUACUAUCUUUAAGAAAUUAACAUUAAGUACAUUUACCUAAUGAACUUUUUUACUUUACCUUUGUAUUAAGUUCUGUGAUACAUCAGGUCGUGCUAAAUCAAUCUGCUGAAAAAUUGUAAUUUGUAUUGUGAAAAUGGUCACCAGUUACUUUCCAUUUUAAUAAUAUUGGAUGUGGCUCCUGAAUAGACUUGAGUAAAGAGGUGGAUACACAUGUUGGAAUCCGGGAAAUAAUAUUUACCUAAUGGAGAAUUCACUGAUUGCACAGACAUUGCUUUGACUUUAUACGUAUGUUGAUUCUAACAUUAUGGCCAGAACAACCCGUUUAUGUUCCAUUGAAACAACUCCAAAGGUAUUUGUGAUACUGGCUAGUUUAAUACAAGAUUAUGGGUUUAAAUAGUCUUGUAGAUACUGUACUUGUUUUUGGCAAUAUAUAACUAGUUUCACAUCUGUCCUCAGUUCUUCCUAUUUAAUGGUACAAAUUCAGUUUGUUAUAAAAAAACAAGCUGUGUACUCAACUGUGGUGUAAACAUUAAACAACAAAAAUCAAAGUCUUAAGCAUUCUUUCUUUCAUGUUGGCAUUUCUAAACACUGAAGUUCAAUUGUAUUGAAAGUUGUAACUUUUAAAGUAUUGCAUGUUACUGUUGCUGGUGUGUGGUGGUAUUCAGUGUAAUAUAGUUAAUGUUGGUAUAUUUGACUUUGGAUGGGCAAGUCUUCCUAAAACUUGAAAAUCAACAUUCAGAUAAUGAAAGGAGUCCAUUGAUUUUAAAUGUAAUAAAGGUUUAUACAACA
This is a messenger RNA of Hypanus sabinus (Atlantic stingray), 1676 nucleotides long. RefSeq names its product ADP-ribosylation factor 4-like. Gene Ontology annotation, cellular component: cytoplasm; plasma membrane. Gene Ontology annotation, molecular function: GTP binding; GTPase activity. NCBI's taxonomy places the organism in Eukaryota, Metazoa, Chordata, Chondrichthyes, Myliobatiformes, Dasyatidae. The coding region runs from base 76 to 618 and encodes 180 amino acids. The record is from RefSeq and is a predicted model, not a curated record. The transcript has 6 exons. Gene Ontology annotation, biological process: intracellular protein transport; vesicle-mediated transport.